CCAUGAAACCCAUCACUUGUCUCCUCUUCGCCAUUUUCCUGUUUGGAAUAGCAAUACAAGGAACAACUGCUAGAUGCUAUUCAUGGCCUAGAGUAUGUCCACCAUGGAAGCGAUGUAUACCAACUCAAUGGUACCCAUAUUACUAUUGUGCUCAAAGGUGGGGACAUUCAGGAGGUCCUUGGAAAGGCGGAAACUAUGGUAUCUGGGGUAGAUACAACAGCGGAGGUUGGGGUAACCGAGGUGGAGGAUGGGGUAGCCGAGGUAUCAAUUAUGAUAGAGGAUUCGGAAGGAAGAAAGGUGGUUAUUAAUUAUAAAAGAUGAAAACUGCGAAGAUUGACCAGAUAAUUGAGAG
Molecule: messenger RNA, 352 nt
Organism: Mytilus californianus (California mussel)
Lineage: Eukaryota; Metazoa; Mollusca; Bivalvia; Mytilida; Mytilidae
Exons: 4
Coding region: 3-308 (101 amino acids)
Source: RefSeq, a predicted model, not a curated record